Messenger RNA from Exaiptasia diaphana, 6704 nucleotides. RefSeq lists its product as uncharacterized. The record is from RefSeq and is a predicted model, not a curated record. Gene Ontology annotation, biological process: regulation of translational initiation. Gene Ontology annotation, cellular component: cytoplasm. Lineage: Eukaryota; Metazoa; Cnidaria; Anthozoa; Actiniaria; Aiptasiidae.
AUUUAAUACCAAAUUCGGGGAAUCUUCAACGGCGUGGCCAUCAAAAUGUAAAAUGACAGUAUAUUGGUAGGAAAAAGGCUUUGAAAAUGUAGGAUUAAAGGAAAAUAGGUGAAUUUUCAUCGGCUUGAAUUUUUUGAUAUGGCUGAAGCAGCACUAGCUCUACACGAAUCACCCGACACAGAACGGUUCCAACGUGUCGCUUUACUGCUCGUACGUGGAGGAACAAUCAUUAUUCGUGGAUUGUUUGACAAUAUUCAUCCUCCUUUAACGCUUGUACAUGUAUUACAGAUCCAUCGAGCUACAUUAGAUGAUUUGAGAAGAAGACGAAUUUUGAAUUCUGAUCAGUGGAAAAAGUUGUUUCCUUCUCCCGGUGCUUAUGGAGAGUCCGAAGAUUUUGAUUUGACUUUGCUUUUCGUGUUGCUGAGAAAUAUUUGUAAUCUUACUGCACCGGCUAAUGGUUGGGACAAGUUGCCGGCGGAUAUUUCCGAUAUCUCUAUGGAAGAUGAUUUGGCGCGAAUCAAAUAUUAUCGUAAUUAUUUGUAUGGUUACAUCAUGGUCAAACUUUCUGAAGAUGAGUUCAACGAGUGUUGGGACGAAAUAUCAAAUGCUUUGCUGAGAAUUUUAACCGUUUAUGAUACUCCAGAGUCUGUCAGGAAUUGGGAAAAAGAAAUAAAAAAGCUCCGCGGUGGUCCUAAUUCAUCAAUCGACUUCGGCCAAGUUGGACUUACACAAACAAUCACAGAAAUCAUUGAAGCUGUCUAUCAGAAGUUAACGACAAUAGCCUAUGGGGAUUUGAAACAAGCUGCACCAGAAACACAAAGCAGUGAAUUUGAUUUUAUCCACAGUGAAGUCAUUACAGAUCGCAAAAGCAAAUUCCAAGCUCAUCUUGCUCGAGUCACCUCACAAGAACAGGUUGAACAGGCUCUUACACAGCAGAAAAUACAGACGAAGAUUGAUGAAGCAGCAUAUUAUAUUCUUGCCUACAGAAUUUUUGACAAAGAAAAGAAUAGUUAUCUAAAUAAUGAAGGUCUUGAUGAUGGUGAGUAUGAAGCCAACAAACGGCUAUUACACCUGUUACAAAUAUGCAAGGUAGAGGAUGUAGUUGUUAUAGUAACGUACUGGCAUGGCGAUGUUAACAUUGGACCUGACAGACUCAAGCACAUUAACGCCUGCGCACUUGAGGUGAUCAAAAUGGCUACUGAAGCAGGAACGAUUCACAUCGGUGCUCCUAUUGAAAUAGUUUGUCGUGGUCCACGGGCCUUUGCAGCCUAUGAGAAUGCACUUUUGAAUGGGAAAACAAAGAAUCGACGAUUAUUUCUGAUGUUGAUUGGCCCGUCUCGCUCAGGCAAAACAAGUUUACUGAAGUCUUUUAAAGGAGAGGCUUUUGAUCCCGACGAGGAUAGCACUGAUCUUAUAGCCCUACAUCACUACUGUUGCAAGCUAGUAGACAGCAUUUGGGUAAAAGAUGGUGCAAGUGAAGACGAAAUUUCUUUUGAAAGCGUCAUAUCAAAAAACAUUGCUAAGAAUUAUCAAAUUGUCGAAAAACCUCAGCAAGAUGUGGAAAAAGACGAGAAAAGAUCUACAAAAUCUCAUCCAGUUGUAGACAUAGAUAAGAAAAGAUCUAGAAAUGCCAAUGAUAUUACAGGGUCUGGAAAUGCUGAAAAGAGUUUUGUAAAACCGGACAUUGUGAGGCAAGAAAAUUUUAAUUUUUCAAGUACCGAGGCAGUUAAUAGUCCAAUUGAUCCUAGACUACAGGAAAAGAUACUGGACGAACUGGACGCUCUCCCAAAACAAAAGGCAAUUGAAAGUGAAGAUAUCAUUUGCACAGCAUUGGAUAUUGCCGGUCAGCCCGUUUACGACGUGACUCAUCCGUUGUUCAUUUCCACCAAAGGUAUUUUUCUUCUUGUUCACAAUCUGCAAAAUGAUGCAAACAGCCAGUCUAUGCCGGUUACAAAGAAAGGACAUGCAAGAAGAAAAAUAGCUGACAAGUGUCAUGUGAAAAAUAUGGAUCAUCUYGAGUUCUGGCUGUCCUUUGUUGCAUUAAGUGCAACACGCCAAACUCACGACACGUCUUCGAAAUGUGCAUUGAUGCCAAAAAAGCUACCACCUGUUUUCUUAGCAUGUACGCACGCAGACAKCCCAUUUGAUGGACAGRAUGCURAAGKWAURUCAAGAGAAAUYCUUGAGCACYUGAAAAAAAAGGACCACCUACCAGGGGAACACGUAGUCAAARGGCUUUAUCUCGUCGAYAACACUGUAUCAGGUUCGUCUGAUGAAGAUGAAGGUGUAAGAAGGUUAAGGAAAGACAUUUGUGAAGUGGCAAAAUAUCUGCCACACAUGAAUGAGGAUAUCCCGGUGAGAUGGUUUCGAUUUGAGAARGAACUUUCAUCUCUUGUUCAGGUUGGAAAGAAAAGGUAUUUGUCCACUGAUGAAGCAAAGRCGAUCGCUCUUGACUGCAAAGUUGAUGUCAAAUCUGCUGAGUUCCUCACUCUCCUAAAUUAUCUGCAYGAUAUCAGAGAAAUCAUCUUCUUCGAAGGCACCGAAACUGUCUUCAUCGAUAUCCCGUGGUUAGUCAGCAUGAUAAGCAGUGUCAUCACAGUUGAGCCUUUUGAGAACUGGCAAGAGGAACAGACAGAUUCUUGGACCAAACUCGAGAAUGAAGGAGUGCUAGACGUCUCUCUCUUGGAACAUGUGUGGAGAGAAAUAGCAGAUGACAAACAUGCCAUUGAUUCUCUGUUGGUGAUUAUGGAGAAAUUCUCACUAGUUUGCCGCUGGAAAAUUGAUGACAAAGAAGAUGUUUUCCUUGUUCCAGCGAUGYUAAUGAACAGCAGUGCCCAAGAUAUCGCUGAGCUGCUGAAAGAUCAGAUGCCACCYCUWAUCGUGUAUUUUCCAAGCUCACAUCUUCCUCUUGGUAUCUUUCCAAGACUUCAGGUUUUGUUUGCAGAAUUGUGCAAUCGCAAGUGGUCAAGUGCGCGUCCGCCAAAGUUMUUCCACAACUUUUGCAGGUUUUUUAGCAUUGGCAAAGAUGAAAGUUUUGACUUGGUGCUCACCUCUGACAUCAGAACCAUUUCUAUUGGAGUUAUCAAUAAUAAUGAAGCAGACGACCAGAAGAUCAGUGACUUUUGCCAGGAGGUCAUUGACUUUCUGAAAACUAAGCUCGGUACAGACAUGCGCAAAGACUUCCCUUGGAUGGAAAGGAUGAAGUAUAACCUGUGUAUACGCUGUCCCAUUUGCAAGCCAUCUCCAGACUGUAACCUGCCUCAUGUUCCAGGAUGUGUAAGCCCUGCCUGUGUGCACUUCAUCACAGAAGAAGAAAUCCUUAAAGAGAAGCGUCUUCGCUGUCUAGAAAAUCCAACUUCCAAGGUCACUGACAUUCCAUGUGACUACAUUUCUCACUGGUUUCCAAAACCAGAAAAGGCGUCUGCUUCCAGACCAAUCCACGAAGCCGGACCCGAGACAGUACCCUUUGGCAUAACUUCGACUACAGGAUCCUUAAGCCUUGAUGAAAAUAACAAAAGAUGGGUUGUGGUUGGAAUUGCUAUCAUGAAGGUACUGUUGCCUGCUUUGCGAAGUUUUGUUCUUCCAAACAUUACCAAGCACUACAAUGAUCUGAAGACCAGUCACAACAUCCACACCCAAGUCUUUGGAACACAUCUUAAGAUAGAUGGAACAUACAAAUUCAAUUAUGACAGCAUAAACAGCAACCAAGGAAAGAAACCACCGCUCUUUGACUACAUGGUCACAUCUGAGGUCGAUUUGGCAAAGCUGUAUUUCAAACCUUUUAUGGCCAAAUUCACCGGAAUUGAUGAAUCCUGUGACUUGUCGGCAGUUCUUGGAAUAAUAGCUUCUGCAAGCAUUUUUACCAUGGCAACACAAAAUGCCGCGGAGAACGUCCGAAAACACGUACGUAAUGAUUGGGGUCAUUGCAAUUUUACUGUAUGGGAUAAGGCGAAAAUUGCAGACUGCUUCAGCCGCAUGGACGUUUUGGUGAAAAGUCUGAAAUUAGGUGAUGAAGAAGAGAAGAAGUUGUUAGGGCAACUUAAGGAAUGGGAAGAGAAAGCUGAAGAGUUCCAACGAAUUAACUCUGCACUACAAGCGUUCAAAGAAGAGGUUGUCAAAAGUCUCAAAAAGCUUGAAGAGGGCCAGGAAGAUCUUAAAGAGGGCCAGAAAGAAAUGAAAACAAUGUUAAGGCAGCUAUUGCAAGUACAACAUGGGUUUGAAUGAUUUGAAGGCACAGCUUAAACAAUCCUCAAUAAGAUCGUGAAUAUGCUGGAGGUAACUCUUUAUUAAUAAUGACAGGCAAAAAAAGAUCUUAAAAAGAUCUAUACUAGCUGUCCUGCUUCAUUCUGAUUUAUUGCAUUCUAUUUUCAAAAACAUUCUUCUAUUGGGUUGCUUUCCAAAUAGUCCAUUUAAUCGUAAUUUUUCCAUGAUUAUGAAAUUUAAACAUGAAUUUUACGCUGAUUUUACUAUUCGAAAGUGCCUAUUGGUCAGAAAUCAGUCAAAUCGAUUAAUCUGUACCAAUUGCUUCCUCGCUUCCCUUACACAUUAUAACCAAUAAUAUUAUUUGAUACUACAUUGCAUUGCAUUUAGAUCACAUAAUAGUUAUAGUACUUCUUACUUAGAUUAAUUAACCCAGCCAUUCGAAAUCGAACUCAGUUAGUGACAUUAGCAGUCAAUCAAUCAAUCAAAUUAUUACUAAUCGUCAAUUAAGGGUAGACAUUUGAUAACUUUUUGUUAUUAUUAUUACAUUUGUUAACGAAGUUCGUGGCUUGGUUGCAUAUAUCUUUGACCUAUGAAAUUUAUGAUAUUUUUCGGUAUAUUUAAUUUGUAGGAUUACGUACGUUUUAAUGCAAGCAGUAUCAUUUUCUUUGUUUGAAGGGCUUGUCCACUUUCAAUUUCAUUUGGGGCCAUUUUUUCAACCACCCCUGGAAUAAUCAAAUGAUCUUCCUUCAGUGGUGUCAACCAAUAAUCGUGGUUUUAACAGGGUUUAUACUGAACACACACGUUAUCACAACCCUCAGUAGAAUAGAGCAAAUCGGCUAACGCGUUAAUUGCUUUGUACGUUACCACCCAAUUCAAAACCUGCGGGAAAAAGAAGUUUUGUUUCUAAGAAUUCAACUGUGAAAUGAAAAUACAACGAACAAUGAAACUUACUCCCGGGUGGUUUGAAUUGGGUGGAAACGUUUAUAGCAACGCUCUAGGCAAUUAGGUCUUUUUAGUUCUAGUGUCAAUUAUAGUUGAAUAUUAGUGAGACUAAAGGCUAGUAGCCACAGUCUGAAUUUAUUGUUUUGUUUUGAUCUAUACCAACAAAUACUACCCUGGUUCCAGAGGCUUGUCUUCUAUUAUUUGCUUACUACGUUAUCGAGCCGCGAAGCGGCGAGACGUUUCCGUAAAUCUGACUUUCAUGCUGUAUUCAAGCUAACCAAUCACACAUCGGAGUGUUGUAGCUGUCAAACAUGUCAAAUAAAUUAACCAAUAAGAGUUCAUCACAGAUAACAGAUCAUAUUACUCUGAUCUGUGAUUGGUUUGCUUAAAUACAGCAUGAAAGUGAGAUUUACUACGCUUGUGACCAGAGGCUUGGCGAAAAAAACGGAAACGUCUCGCCGCUUCGCGGCUCGAUAACAUAGUAAGCAAAAGAAUAAAAGACAAGCCUCUGGAACCAGUGUAAACAAAUACUAACUAUAACUAACUUUUCAUUGCACAGUAGUCAAAUAAAAACAACAUACAGUUUAAGAUUGUACUAGGAAUUACUCAUUGCAAUUUUAUAGAGAAGACAGCAUGAGAGAACACUGCACUGUCAUAUUUUUUGUCCUGUGAUAAAACAUAUAGGCAUCUCCUAGAGGGCUUAGAGCAAUUUUGUAUAUGUUAUAUAUAUAGUGCAGUGUAAUAUUAGAUUUGAAGAAUUGUUUUUUACAUAUAAUAAUAAACCUAUUUUGCUACUAUAUUACUACAAGUUUUAACGUCGUUACCCCAAAGUUACACGAUACCGUAACAUUUAAGCGUAUUUUUGAAUGUCAAUAAUAACUUCAAAUUUUCUAGAGUUAUGCAGGACGCCUUUUAGAAAAUCAUUGUUUUCCUAAAGGUAACAUUUACUAACAAUUUCUAUAAUAAAAGAUAUCAUUUUGAAUUGUAUUUUUUUGCAAUCUAGAAAAUUGAAAAUGCAAAAUGAAGUGAUGUCAACUAAGGAAUUGGCUUAGACUUUCUAACUUGUUUGUGUUAAGUACGAACCUACGACUUAUAAUGGGAUUUUGAACCACUGCUUCAAAUCCUACAACUUGUUUUAGGAAAAUCGUAUACUACAAGUCGCAUUCGUACAAUCGUACCGUGUACUUGAACAGUCAAAACUUGCAAAUAAAAAGCAAAAAAUAUCUAAUUUUUUAUCCAUAUAAUGGAUUCCGCAACAGCCUCCAUCAUAACAUUGAACGUGCGUGCCUCUGAAAUCGAGUUUGGGUACUUGGCUUGUCAUCCAUUGACAGUCUCCCUCUAACUUUACUCUUUCGUGAUAUUGCAUGAACAAUCUUUCAUUAGUUGACGUCACUUCAUUUGCAUUUUCAACUUUCAAACGCUUUCAGACCAAAGGAUGUAAAUUCGAAACAACUUUUUGAUAAUUUUCUGAAAGGCGUCAAUUAAAGAUCGAUAUAGUUGUGCAAAAGAGAAAAAAAGAAAGAAGUAGAAAUAAAAUUAAAGUCGACAUAAAAUACAAA